Messenger RNA from Staurois parvus, 611 nucleotides. Lineage: Eukaryota; Metazoa; Chordata; Amphibia; Anura; Ranidae. The record is from the annotation of a GenBank genome assembly.
GGGGCCCUGAGCCGCGUGCCCAUCAAGUUGGUGGGGGGAGAGGUAGAGGCAGCGAGCUGACUUGUGUUAUCAUGCCGAAGGGAGGAAGAAAAGGCGGUCACAAAGGUCGGGUGAGGCAGUAUACAAGUCCAGAAGAGAUAGAUGCUCAGAUUAAAGCUGAACAUGAAAAAGCUCGGGAAGCAGAACUUGAAGAAGGUGGUGAGGGAGUCUCCAAAGACCCCACCAAGGAAAAGAAGGAUCAGAGUUCAGAUGAGAGCGAUGAAGAUGAUGAUUACCAGCAAAAGCGUAAAGGAGUUGAAGGCCUUAUUGACAUAGAGAAUCCCAAUCGAGCAGCACAGGCAUCUAAAAAGGUCACCCAGCUUGAGCUGGAAGGUCCAAAAGAACUGUCACGAAGAGAAAGGGAGGAAAUCGAGAAACAGAAGGCAAAAGAACGUUAUAUGAAAAUGCAUCUAGCAGGAAAAACAGACCAAGCAAAGGCUGACCUGGCCCGCUUAGCAAUCAUCCGGAAACAGAGGGAAGAGGCAGCAAAAAAGAAGGAGGAAGAAAAGAAAUUAAAAGAUACAACGGGAGCAGCGGCCAAAGGAUUGCAAUCAAUGUCUCUUAAUAAAUAA